UGUUUUGCCACUGUCUGGUGGCGACUAGUUUGAUCCAGUCUCCUGAACAUGCGCAGUCGGUGUAAACAGGAAGAAUCUGCGGAAACUAGGGCUAAUCCAAAAAGACUAGUCGAGAUAUUCACAGGAACAAAUAUAUACUUUAUUAAUCGUAAAUCUACGAGAACAGACCGUCUGUAGAAAUGGUUCAGAAAGACACGCCGGUGGUGGAUACGUCUCAUGUGGAGACUGAAACGAGCCCAUGUUCGGGGCCAUCUAAGGCUGGUUCCGAAGCAUCUGGCCUCGUGGAAGAACCUAUAAACAUAGAGGUGGAGCUGUCGGGCCGCAGGAAAUUCAUCAGUGGAGUCGUGGAGGGCUUCUACGGCCGGCCAUGGACAAUGGAACAAAGGAAAGAGCUGUUCAGGAGACAGCAGAAAUGGGGCUUGAACACAUACCUCUACGCUCCUAAAGAUGACUACAAGCACAGGAUGUUCUGGAGAGAGAUGUACUCAGUCGAAGAAGCAGAACAGCUGAUUACCCUGAUCAGUGCUGCAAAGGAGUAUGGGAUUGAGUUCAUCUAUGCCAUCUCCCCGGGCCUCGACAUCACCUUCUCUAACCAGAAAGAAGUGUCCACACUCAAAAGGAAACUCGACCAGGUGACUCACUUUGGCUGCAAGUCAUUUGCCUUACUGUUUGACGACAUUGACCACAACAUGUGCCCCGCCGACAAGGAAGUGUUCAGCUCCUUCGCCCAUGCCCAGGUGUCCAUCACCAAUGAGAUCUUUCAGUACCUGGGAGAGCCUGAGACCUUUCUCUUCUGCCCCACAGAGUACUGUGGAACGUUCUGCUACCCCAAUGUUGCCCAGUCCCCCUACCUGCACACAGUGGGUGAGAAGCUGCUACCUGGCAUUGAAGUGCUGUGGACAGGUCCUAAGGUGGUAUCGAAAGACAUCACAGUGGAAUCAAUAGAGGAGGUCUCUAAGAUCCUGAAGAGAGCUCCGGUAAUCUGGGACAACAUCCACGCCAACGACUACGACCAGAAGCGUCUGUUCCUGGGGCCGUACAAGGGGCGCUCCACGGAGCUCAUCCCCCGCCUAAAGGGGGUUCUCACCAACCCCAACUGUGAGUUCGAGUCCAACUUCGUAGCCAUCCACACCCUGGCCACCUGGUACAAGUCCAACAUGAACGGAGUGCGCAAGGAUGUCGCCAUGACGGAUGGAGAGGACAGUACUGUGUCUAUCCAGAUCAAGCUGGAAAAUGAGGGCAGUGAUGAGGAGUUGGAGACGGACAUGUUGUAUAGCCCUCAGCUCGCCCUGAAACUGGCCCUCACAGAGUGGCUGGGGGAGUUUUUAGUGCCUCACCAGUACAACAGUCGCCAGGUAACCCAUAGCGGAGCUAAGAGUUCAGCUAUUAACAUGUCAUCACUAGGCGCCUCCUCCCUCUGCGCUGGUACUACAGUCACUACAGUGUUCCGACAGCCCAUCAUGGCCCCCACAGGUGCCCCCGACCCCAAUAACCACCCCAUGGCCAAGAGUCUGCAACAACAAGAGGUGGAUGUUGAGAAGAAGGAGUCUGACGAAGAGCCCAUGGAGAUGGUUGUGGAGAAACCAUAUGAGACGGAGCCAGAGCCAGACCCUGUAGCGGAGGCUGAAACUGAGACCAAGAACAGCCUGGUCCUUUUAGACAAGAUGGUGGAGGAUCUGAAGCCCAUGGACACAGACCGGGAGGUCCUAGUUCCUGAUUCCAAGUCUCCAGAGGAGGACAUUGACAUGGCCCCCAUGCAGACAGACGAACAGCUCAAACAGGAUGUUUUUGUGCUUGGUCCCAAUGAGAAGGUAUUGUACACUGCAGAGUCUCUUUCUUUGGAGGACCUGAUCCUGCUGGCUGAGCUCUUCUACCUGCCCUAUGAGUACGGACCCAAGGCCCUACACAUGCUCAAGGAGUUCAAUUGGCUCCGGGCUAACUGCAGCACCGUCGGUGUCGACUGCAAGGGCAAGGAGCCAGAGAAGGUAGUGGAGUGGCAGUCCCGGGCAGAGAGGUUUGAGGAGAUGUGUUGCUCGGUCAUCCAGAUGUUCACCAGGCUGUCUAACUCAGCCAACCGCACCAUCCUCUAUGACCUCUACCCCUACAUCUGGGACAUCAAGAGCAUCAUGUCCAUGGUCAAGUCCUUUGUCCAGUGGCUAGGGUGCCGUAGUCAGGCUACUGCACAGUUCCUUAGUGGAGACCAAGAGCCUUGGGCCUUUAGGGGCGGUCUAGCAGGAGAGUUCCAGAGAUUUUUGCCGAUCGACGGUGCAAACGAUCUUUUCUUCCAGCCUCCCCCCGCACUGCCAACAUCCAAAAUCUAUUCCAUCAGGCCCUGCUAUCCUAAAGAUGAGCAUGCAGUGUAUAAGAUCUGCAGAGAGAUGUACUCUGAAGGAGUGGAGGAACUGCCCUUCGGUGGAGAGGAGCCAGACCUCAUAGGAGACAGGUUAGUAGGAGGGUUCCUGAACCUGAGUCCAGACUAUGGGUUUGUCCUGGAGGACGAGGAGGGGAUCUGUGGUUACGCACUGGGCACCGUGGACGUCAAGCCGUUCGUCAAGAAGUGUAAGAUGAGCUGGAUCCCCUCCAUGCAGGAGAAAUACAACAAGCCUGACUGCCAGAAGGACCUCUCUGAUGCUGAGAAGAUGAUGUUGAGUUUCCAUGAGGAGGAGGAGGGCCUCCCAGAGUCGUUCCUCUCCAACUUCCCUUCCCUCAUUAAGAUGGACAUCCAUGCCAAGGUCAUCGAUCCCAGCGUGGCCAAGAGCAUGAUGGGAUGCCUGCUUUCCUGCCUCAAGGCCAAUGGUUCCAUCGGUGCGUUCUGUGAGGUGCGUCAGGCGGACAAGAGGAUGAUAGACUUCUACAGUAAGCUGGGCUGCUUCGAGGUCGCCAAGAUGGAGGGCUUCCCCAAAAACAUCAUAAUCAUGGGCCGCAGCCUCUGAGGACAACGGACGACAUCACGGGACGCAGCUCCUGAGACAGCCCGGCGAGCCAAGCAACCACGGAGCUGUGUAGAGCGCUUCAGUCAUCUGGGCCUAAGGAUAACUGUCUGUUACUUUUACAAACCUACCGGUACUUGACGAUUUUACACUUCAACCACCUGGACUAGACAAGGCUAGAGGCAUCCCUGUUUUUAGAUAGUGAUCAGAAACAAAGCGGCUUGUACAGAUUCACUGUGCUGCCACUAGAGGCCCAGAGCUCUGCCGGAAUGAAACAGAAUCCAAAACUGUAAGAGCCAAAGUAGUCGUCUGCAGCCCUGUAAAGCCGUGUGUGUUUACGGUGGACGGUUUCCCUCUUGUCAUUGGUGUCCAGAGUGGAGUGGCAGUGACUGAUCCCCAUGCGGCUCCAUGAAGUCGGAGCUGGUCAGGUGCCAUCUACUCCCAUUAGCCUUUCAGACCAUGUGACCUGACUGUCAGCAGCCGAAUGGGCGUCUGUGCCUGUCUCUCACAGACAGUCGGGGGGUGUAUUUAGAUCCUGCUGCAUCUCAAAUUGCGCUCUCUUCUCAAUGUAACACGUUAUUUUUGUCUGGUCGACGGUAGUGCAGUGUAUAGAGUAUAGGGAGUGAUUUGCGACUUGGCCGUAUAUGCUGACACUGCACUUUGGUAUAGGCCUAGCUGACGGGGGGGGGUUUAGGGAAAAGGGGCCUUUGAGCAGGUGGUCCCUGUAGCUUACAGAGUAAAGAGCGGUUUAUGCUUCCACCUAUACUGUAGUUUAACUCCCGAGUGAUGUGUUACAGGUUCUCUUUGUGGUGUGUUACAGGUUCCUCAAUAGUUUACUUAAACUUUUUAAGUGACUUGCAUGCAGAGGAAAGCAUACGCUUGAGUGUUCAAGGAGACGUACGGAGACUUCCUGGAAACCCACCGGAGUAGAAAUGAAUAACCUGGAAGAGAGGCCACGUGUGUUUCCACUCACUAAAAACAUGGUUCUCAGUCUAGUCCCUUAACCCUUUUUGUUUUCGGCCAUGCUUUUUUUUACAGUGCUAUUUUUAUGUUUAUGUAUUUGCCUGCCUUUCAAUAGGACUUUUGUACCUGUGGAGAUCUCCAAGGGGCCUAUUGCACUGUCCUGUAGAUCGCCGAUGAUUACCACGCACUCUUAUCUACUGUCAAUCCACCUGACAAAUACAUUAGGGGACAUGAGGAUGGGAUGCGUUCAUUUUAGCUUGCCCGGUUGCCCUUGGAUGCACGCUGAAACCCGGUGCACGCUAAAACGAACGCGCCUCGCCUCAAAAGGUGGGCCAUCGGCUCGAAAAACAUCUCUCGUUUUUUUUUUUUUUUUUUGGUCACCAAUCCAGAGCUCUGGCCCUUUAACCAAGAGAGAGGAGCCCUAACCUCCAAAUCGUUUUCGAAUUGUGAAGAUGAGACGGUUUAGACGCUUCAGCGCUCCUUCUGUAAUGCAGCUGCUCUCGUUCUCGACUUCACGAGGCGCGGCGAGGAACAUGUACCACUAACCAGCUGCUUAUCCGGGAGGACAGAGCGUUCGGGUAGAAAGAUACUAUGUAGAACAGGUGGGAUUCCAUGCCAAGCAGAAUGAGGAACCAUGUCGGCUGUGUACGCCACAUUUCCAUCUGCGGCGUCAUACGUUGCACGCACUUGAAUGUCGAGCUACUGAGCGACGGCUCUUCUCCUGGUUAGGACACUACCUACAUCGACAUGUCAAUUCAAAUAUGCUUUUUUAAAAGAAUACCUCGUUACCUGAUUUGUCUUCUGCCAGCCUGGAUGUUUAUAAAUGAGUCUGAACGUUGAGCUAGUUCGAUUGCAGUCCUUUUAGUCUGCUUUAUUCAUCCAACUCAUCGCCCUCUGGACUAGUAUUCUGUGGUGGACAAGUACGUUUCCCAGAGAGAAUAGCAACAUGUAUCCUAGUUCUCCACUGGUAUUAAAUGAUUUCCUUUUCCUUUAGUGUGUGUGUUUAUAUAUAUAUAUAUAUAUAUAAAACAGACAUUUUGUCAUUGCUUGUGCUAUUGUGAAAUUUUGCUCUUUUUUUCCCUGCAUCUGCUGAUUUUAUGUUUAGCUGCAAUUUGAAAGUGCUUCAAUUAUAGGCCUACAUUGAUGAUACAUACAUUGUUCGGGUUUUUUUUUUGGUGGGGAGGAGUUUAUUGAUUAAAAUGUACACUUUGUAUGUGAAAGGAAAAUUGUUGUUAAUAAAUAUUAACUCAUGGAAAGGUGA
Molecule: messenger RNA, 5154 nt
Organism: Oncorhynchus keta (chum salmon)
Lineage: Eukaryota; Metazoa; Chordata; Actinopteri; Salmoniformes; Salmonidae
Product: protein O-GlcNAcase-like
Exons: 19
Coding region: 180-2933 (917 amino acids)
Biological process (GO): glycoprotein metabolic process
Molecular function (GO): beta-N-acetylglucosaminidase activity
Source: RefSeq, a predicted model, not a curated record